Messenger RNA from Beauveria bassiana ARSEF 2860, 1392 nucleotides. RefSeq names its product diphthamide biosynthesis protein. The transcript is spliced from 2 exons. The coding region runs from base 1 to 1392 and encodes 463 amino acids. The record is from RefSeq and is a predicted model, not a curated record. Gene Ontology annotation, molecular function: 2-(3-amino-3-carboxypropyl)histidine synthase activity. Gene Ontology annotation, biological process: protein histidyl modification to diphthamide. NCBI's taxonomy places the organism in Eukaryota, Fungi, Ascomycota, Sordariomycetes, Hypocreales, Cordycipitaceae.
AUGGAGGAUGAUAGAGCCCAGGUCGAUCUCGGCCUGGCCGCCGAUAUAGAAGAGUCUCAGUUGCUUCAGGCAAAGACUGCAGCACAAGAUAAUACGAUACAGCCUGACGGCCAGGAGCCCGUUGUCAAGCAACCAAAGAAGCGUUUCGUGGGAAGAAGAGCGGCUGCCGAGGCUGCCGCCAAGAAUGGAGUCCAAGGGAUGGGAGAGAGCGGUGCCCUGCAGACUGCCAAACCCAGACGCGCGCCGAGAUUGCUGAACCGCGUGCCGCCAGAGAUUUCCGAGGACCCCAAGCUCAAGGAGGCCAUUGCUCUGCUCCCUGCCAACUAUAGCUUCGAGAUACCCAAGACAAUCCACCGCAUCCAGACGUCUGGUGCGAAAAAGGUGGCCCUGCAGAUGCCCGAGGGCCUGCUACUUUUCGCCACGACCAUCUCGGACAUUCUGACGCAGUUUUGCCCGGGCAUCGAGACGCUCAUCAUGGGCGACGUGACGUACGGCGCGUGCUGCAUCGACGACUACACGGCGCGCGCCCUCGGCUGCGACCUGCUCGUGCACUAUGCCCACAGCUGCCUCAUCCCCGUCGAUGUGACCAAGAUCAAGACGCUGUACGUUUUUGUCGACAUCAGCAUCGACGCGGCGCACCUGCUCGCCUCGCUCGAGCGCAACUUUGCCAGCGGCAAGACGAUUGCGCUCGUCGGCACCAUCCAGUUCAACGCCACGAUCCACGGCGUGCGCGGCAGCCUCGAGGCGGCCGGUUUCCGCGUGCUGGUGCCGCAGAUUGCGCCGCUCAGCAAGGGCGAGAUUCUCGGGUGCACGUCGCCGCGGCUGCGCGACGAGGACGGCGUCGACCUGAUUCUGUACCUCGGCGACGGCCGCUUCCACCUCGAGAGCAUCAUGAUCCACAACCCGCGCAUCCCCGCGUACCGCUACGACCCGUACUCGCGCAAGCUCACGCGCGAGACGUAUGGACACGACGAGAUGCAGUCGGUGCGCAGGACGGCCAUUCAGACGGCGCGCGGAGCCCGUCGCUGGGGGCUCAUCCUCGGCUCGCUCGGCCGCCAGGGCAACCCGCACACCAUGGCGCUCAUCGAGGCACAGCUGCGCGCCCGCGGCAUCCCCUGGGUCAACCUGCUGCUGAGCGAAAUCUUCCCCGGCAAGCUCGCCGUCAUGGCCGACGUCGAGUGCUGGGUCCAGGUCGCGUGCCCGCGGCUCAGCAUCGACUGGGGCUACGCGUUCGCGCGCCCGCUGCUGACGCCGUACGAGGCGCUGGUCGCGCUGGGCAUCACGGAGGACUGGUCGAAAGAGGGCGGUGGUGGCGGCGUCUACCCGAUGGAUUAUUAUGGUAAAGAUGGGCUGGGGCGGACAAAGCCUCUGGAGGUUACUCCUGCGACGUGA